Molecule: messenger RNA, 611 nt
Organism: Suillus paluster
Lineage: Eukaryota; Fungi; Basidiomycota; Agaricomycetes; Boletales; Suillaceae
Exons: 3
Coding region: 36-281 (81 amino acids)
Biological process (GO): mitochondrial respiratory chain complex IV assembly
Cellular component (GO): mitochondrion
Source: RefSeq, a predicted model, not a curated record
GUAUACGGCUUGUGCUCAUUUUCCCAUCAUAUCGGAUGUCAACUAGAGCGAAAGCGACGCUAGCUGCGUCGUUCGCGUUUUCCUCCUUCAUAAUAUGGGCAGUUCACUACCAGCAGGCAAGAGAGCGUGAGGACAUGUUCCAAGGUGUCAUUCGUGAUGAUGCUCGUCGGCUAGAGAAAAUGCGACAACGCGAAGAGGAGUUCCGCGCAUCCUCCCGCAAGCGAGAAAUCUUUGAACAAGUACAAAAUAUCGCACCAAGCGACCAGUCAAACAAGAUUUGACCGUCUCAUGUCUCAAGACGGUCAUAGGUCUAUGCUUGGAGGUAUCGCAUCAUUGCACUGGUCACUGCCUGAGUUAUCGUAUCGUUGACAUUUCCAUCGAAAUACCUAUAUACCCCACUUUGGGGAAAUAUAUAACCUGUUUCCAAUCACAGUGGCCGAAAUUCAGACUUAUGCCUGGCUCUUGCGAAUGCUUGCACGUUUAUUGUCCUUCAAUUCAACUACGUAGACUCGAACCCUUGGCCGCAAGCCACGGUUCCACCUGUGGUACUCUUGAAUGUCUGAUAACUAAUCUAGCAUAAGCUUGUCGUGUCUUCGACGCACUGGAUGGAC